Messenger RNA from Diorhabda carinulata, 898 nucleotides. RefSeq lists its product as uncharacterized. The record is from RefSeq and is a predicted model, not a curated record. The coding region runs from base 68 to 877 and encodes 269 amino acids. The transcript is spliced from 2 exons. Gene Ontology annotation, molecular function: zinc ion binding. Lineage: Eukaryota; Metazoa; Arthropoda; Insecta; Coleoptera; Chrysomelidae.
ACACGUCAAAAACAACAUUAGAAACGUCACUAUUUGUUUUUCGGUUUUUUUUUUGGAUGAAAAUCAUAUGGAAAAUACGGAAAAAAACGACGGCGGGGAAAUUCCCGAAGCCGAAGGUGGUAAUUCGUCGAACGGCGGCGUCGUCCAACAGGAAUCCCGGACGGUAAAACAGAUUUUAGACGAAGUUUUAAAUUCGACGGUGAUAAAAAUCCACCCGCACCAAGAACGAGACGAAGAAAAAUUGGUGACGGUGAAGGAGAUUUUGGGGGGGAUAUUGGAGUAUAACGUUUACAACGAGACGCGGUCCUCGUCGCACGCCGCCGUCAACGAUAAUCAACCGAGCACUUCGACCGCCCAUCAAUCUCUACCGGAACUCGACGUGCCGAAGAAUUUCCAAUUGUACAGGACGUACGAGCCGAUGUUGUGCGCCUGCAAUAUCCUGGACGACGAACAUCUCCUUAGGAGGACGGAGUCUGUCGUCCCGCCGACUCGUUUGCUGCCUUCCUAUUCGUCCGUUAUGAGACAAGGUCCCCAAACCGGCAUCCUAUCGACUCCGUCGUUCGUCCAAAGGGUACCGCCUCCAUCGUACGCCCAAGUGAAAGGCAUCGAAUCCGAAGACACACCGACGAUCGUAUCAUCGGAUUCGAUUAUAUUCGGUCCGGAUCCGAUUUAUUUGGUAUGUCCGGUUUGUCGUAUAAUCGUAACGACGGAUAUAGAACGGGAACGACCGAACGUCACCCAUUGGAUAGCUUUGAUAUUGUGUGUCUGCAUGUGUUGGCCUUGUUGUUUGUUACCUUAUUAUAUGAAAUCUUGCAGUUAUACGUAUCACACGUGUCCGACUUGCGGUCAUUAUUUCGGUAUGUACAAUCCGUUUUGAAUAAUAAAAAGCGCAGGCGUC